Molecule: messenger RNA, 432 nt
Organism: Nipponia nippon (crested ibis)
Lineage: Eukaryota; Metazoa; Chordata; Aves; Pelecaniformes; Threskiornithidae
Gene: MARVELD1
Product: MARVEL domain containing 1
Biological process (GO): myelination
Cellular component (GO): membrane
Molecular function (GO): structural constituent of myelin sheath
Source: RefSeq, a predicted model, not a curated record
GGCCUGCUGCGCCUGGGGCAGCUGGCGCUGGGCGCUGCCUUCUGGGUGACGGUGGCGGCUCACAAGUACGAGGGGGCGGCCCACUUCGCCCUCUUCGCCGCCGUCCUGGUCUGGCUCCUCACCCUGGCCCUCUUCGGGCUGAGCCUGCUGGGGCGCUGGGCGCUGGUGCCCUGGCUGGGCUCCCGCUGGCUCCUCACCAACCUGGUGCACGACCUGGCGCUGGGUGUGGGGCUCUACGCGGCCGCCACCGGCAUCAUGGGCUACAAGGCCGGGAGGAAAAGCUAUUGCAACCUGCCGGGCUACAGCCAGCACUGCCUCUACAGCGCCUACCUGAGCGCCUCCGUCUGCGGGGGCAUCGCCGCCUGCCUGUACCUCUUCUCUGGGCUCUACUGCCUGUCACGGCGCUGCCGGGACCAGCGCGACAUCAUCUGA